Molecule: messenger RNA, 1161 nt
Organism: Daldinia loculata
Lineage: Eukaryota; Fungi; Ascomycota; Sordariomycetes; Xylariales; Hypoxylaceae
Exons: 2
Coding region: 1-891 (296 amino acids)
Molecular function (GO): FMN binding
Source: RefSeq, a predicted model, not a curated record
AUGUCCUUCUCAACUCAGCAGGAGGCCGCUAUUAAGCGGAACCCGCACCCGGACUUCAAGAAGGCCGAGGCGUCGCGCCCGGACUGGGAUAACGAGUCGCAGUUCCGGUAUACCAAAACCGCCGCUCCUGACUGGCCCAUCGGCUCCGGCGCUAAUAGCCAGCGCGCUGCCGAGGCAGACGACAAGAAACACGUGUGCAUCGACCCGUACGAGGCAGGGCGCCCCCUCACCUUCAACUACAAGCUACUCAUCAGCGGCAUCGUACCGCGACCCAUCGGAUUCGUAUCGUCGCAAGCCGCAGACGGCAGCGCGCGCAACCUAGCGCCCUUCUCAUACUUCAACAUGGUGAGCCACGACCCGCCGCUCUUCGCGCUCGGCGUAGCCGCCACGCUCGCCACGACCCGCCGCUCUUCGCGCUCGGCCCGGGAGUGCGUGGUCAGCAUCAUCGGCGAGGACUUCCUCGAGGCGGCGAACGCGACAAGCGUGGACGCCCCGUACGGUACCAGCGAGUGGGACGUCAGCGGUCUGACACCCGUAUACGACACGCGCGACGUCAAGGCCCCGAGGGUAAAAGAGGCUGUGUUCAGCGUCGAGUGCAAGCUCGAGAGCGUGCGCGAGUUCGAGAGCCGGGCUGAGCCGGGGAAGAAGACGGGGUGUCUGGUUCUACUCGAGGGCACGCGAUUCUGGGUCCGCGAGGAUGCGGUUAAUGAGGAGCGCAGUUUGAUUGAUCCCGCGGUGCUUAGGCCGGUGGGCCGGUUGGGAGGGAUCACGUAUGCUCGUGUUACGGAGGCGGUGGAGAUUCAGAGGCCGAGGUUUAGGGAGGAUGUUGGUGGGGUGGAGGGGUUGGAGAAGUUAAAGGGGGAGGGGAAGGGAGAGGAUAAGUCUACGUAGUGCUUGACUCCGAUUUGAUGUCGGGGGCUAGCAAAUACGGCUUAUUAGGGGUUGUUCUGUGGUGGGUUUAUUCGAGUCGUUUGAGGCUCGGUAGUAUGCUUAGACUACUAGAAGGCGCAGUAUCUAGAACGGGAAGUACGAGGCGAAGAUGCUUGAGUCUAGAUGUAUUAUCGUAUUUGGAGUAACUUAGCAUAGAAGUUGAAAUAGAUGCGUAUACAAUACAGUAUAGUAUGAUUGUUCUAUCCCAAGAAUAUAAACGGGGUUUCGUAU